AUGGCAUCCCUGGAGGAGUCUCUCGAACGCUUUUGGAAGCUGGAAGAGUUAAGCGUCAAUGAUUCGUACUCACCUGGUGAGCGGCGAUGCGAAACAUUAUAUAAAGAUACACCUCAGCGCGACGAUUCGGGUCGCUAUAUUGUACGAUUGCCCAAACAAACCGACUUCACGGAAAAGCUUGGUCUGUCUAAAACUACCGCUUUGAGACGCUCCGAGCUGCUAGAGAGGAGGCUAGAACGCAACCCACAGCUCAAGGAAGACUAUCAUGCCUUCAUGAAGGAGUAUUUGGAGCUGGGGCACAUGUCACUCAUGAGCAACGAUAGUGGGGAUGAACAGGCGUACUACCUACCGCACCAUCCCGUAUUCAAAGCCUCCAGUACCACCACGAAAGUAAGGGUCGUGUUCGACGGAUCUGUAAAAACAAGCACCGGUUAUUCCUUGAAUGACAUUCUAUGUGUUGGUCCAAUCGUGCAGGACAAGCUGCUUGAUAUUGUGUUACGAUUCCGCACCUACCAAAUAGCACUUGUGGAAGAUAUAGCGAAAAUGUACCGACAAAUAUUGCUGCAUUCUGAUGAUCGUCGAUUGGUGCGCAUAUUCUUUCGAUUCUCGCCGCAAGCUCCGAUCCAAGUAUAUGAGCUCAGCACCGUUACAUACGAACCAGCAUCUUCCUCGUUUCUGGCUACACGCACACUUAUCCAACUAGCAGAUGAUGAAGGGACUAAGUAUGCGCUUGCAUCUGCCGCCCUGAAACGAAACUUUUACGUGGACGACUUCAUUGGUGGUGCCAAUAACGUUCGAGAAGCUGUUCAGCUUUGUAAGGAGUUAUCAGCACUACUUGCCAAAGGGGGGUUUGAGUUGCGCAAGUGGACAUCAAACAAUCUGAGCGUUCUCUCCGGAUUAAGCACCGAGCAUAUCGGCACACACUCAUCGCUGCAUUUCAUACCUAACGAGACGGUCAAGGCACUCGGCAUCUCGUGGAAGCCUGAAUCGGAUGAGCUGUGUUUCGAAUCCAACACUGAGGCUGAUGAAGCCACGUCGACCAAGCGAUCUAUCUUGUCGAGCAUUGCCAAAAUGUACGAUCCGCUCGGAUUGAUAGCACCGGUGAUCGUGCGUGCUAAGAUGCUGAUGCAGGAGCUAUGGCUACUGAAAUCCGGCUGGGAUGAACCGGUUACUAAUAACAUCUGCAAAAAAUGGAAGGCGAUUCAGAGCGAUUGGAAAACAUUAUCUGAGUAUAGUACUAACCGUUACGUUCUCUUACCCGAUGCAACAGUGGAGUUUCACACGUUUACUAAUGCUUCGGAGGCCGCCUACGGAGCAUGUGUCUAUGCUCGUUGUGAAAACGCGGCGGGAGAAGUCCGCAUCAGCCUAUUAGCUUUGAAGUCUCGAGUGGCACCACUGAAGGCUCCACUGAAGGUCACGUUGCCGAGGCUUGAACUAAGCGCAGCUGUCCUGGGCGCCCAUCUGCAUCAUCGCGUCAAGGAGGCAAUGCAGAUCGUGUGCGCCGAAUCGUUUUUCUGGUCCGACUCAACAGUGACGCUAAAAUGGAUUGCGUCACCUCUCAACUCCUGGAAGACGUUCGUGGCAAAUCGAGUAGCUGAGGUGCAACACUACUCUCAUCCAAGGCAAUGGAGGCAUGUUCCUGGCACAUCCAAUCCUGCUGACUUGGUUUCCCGAGGUAUGUCGGCAGCACACUUCACGCAGAAUCAGCUUUGGAAUAACGGUCCAGAUUGGCUUGCGCAACCUUCGUCCCAUUGGCCCAGCUCAGAUCCAGAACCAAGCGAUGAGGCGGACCUAGAAACACGCCAGGUGAGUGCCGGUUUAGUUUGUACACAAACUCAUCCAUGGUUUGGCAUUUCUUCAUCCUUCACCAGAAUAGUACGCAUCAUUGCAUACUGCAUUCGGUUUGUGCGCAACACCAAGCACAAAGCGCGAUCACAGCGACCGAUACCGCACACCAUUGCAUCCAAGACGAUCACGCCCGAGUACGUGGAUGCUGCAAAAACUGUACUUUGCAGAUUAGCCCAGCAUGAUGCAUUUUCCACGGAAAUCAAGCAGCUAAAAAAGGGAGAAACAUUGAUGAAACAAUCGCCAUUUAGAAAACUUACCACAUUCCUGGAUGCAGAAGAAGUAAUACGGGUGGGAGGACGAUUGAACUUGUCGCAACUACCGUAUCAGUCCAAACAUCCAACUGUUCUACCGAAGAAACACAAAUUCACUCGUUUACUUGCAGAAGAUUACCACCAAGAACUGAAACAUGCUAGUGGAAGGCUAUUGCUGUCUCGUAUUAGAGAGCAGUAUUGGCCACUGGACGGACGUCGCUUGGUAAAAAGCAUCGCAAGGAACUGCUUCCACUGUAUUCGGCAAGAUCCCGCACUCGCACGGCAGCCGAUUGGCCAGCUUCCACCAUCCCGCAUCACACCGAGCUGA
Molecule: messenger RNA, 2427 nt
Organism: Anopheles merus
Lineage: Eukaryota; Metazoa; Arthropoda; Insecta; Diptera; Culicidae
Exons: 1
Coding region: 1-2427 (808 amino acids)
Source: RefSeq, a predicted model, not a curated record